AUGAUAAAUCCCAAUCAAUUUGUAUCACUUCAAUUUUUGAUAAUAUUCAAAUAUGCUACAAAUGUAGAUCCCGAAUUAAUUAUUGAUUUUAUUUUAAGAAUUCCACAAUUAAAAUCUUGUCAAAUCAAAAAUUCACAAUCUCAUGGUCGAAUUCCAAUCAUUCCUUUGAAUUACGACAGAAACACCGAAAAUCUUUUAUCGACUUUAGAGUAUUUUGAUAUGGAAUCAAAAUCUCCUUUGUCAUUUGUUAAUUUUUACUCAAAUAUUCUUCGAUAUACACCAAAUAUUCAAUAUUUCAAUGGCUUUGUAACGCAUCGACGUAUUCAUUCGAAGAUUCGAUAUGAACCUAUUGAUAAUUUAACUCAUUUAUCCACAUUGAUAUUAAGAAGUGAUUCAAUUGAAUUUGAACAAUUACAUCUCCUAUCACAAUCAACUCAAAAUCUUCGAAAAUUACAGUUGGAUUGUCUAACCGCUUCAUCUGAUCGAUCAUUUCUUAAUAAUAAUAAUUGGAUACAAUGUUUAUCCUCAUGGAAAUAUCUAAGAUAUUUAAAAAUAUAUAUAUCAAAACAAAAUAUUAUGUUGGUCAUCAUAAUUUUCAACAUAUUCGUCAAACAUUUCCAUUGA
Messenger RNA from Adineta ricciae, 624 nucleotides. The record is from the annotation of a GenBank genome assembly. Lineage: Eukaryota; Metazoa; Rotifera; Eurotatoria; Adinetida; Adinetidae.